Molecule: messenger RNA, 2894 nt
Organism: Carica papaya (papaya)
Lineage: Eukaryota; Viridiplantae; Streptophyta; Magnoliopsida; Brassicales; Caricaceae
Product: S-locus lectin protein kinase family protein
Biological process (GO): protein phosphorylation; recognition of pollen
Molecular function (GO): protein serine/threonine kinase activity; ATP binding
Source: RefSeq, a predicted model, not a curated record
UUGUACAACCAUUUUUGACUGUUUCUCCCUCUUCAGUCUCCUCUUGUCUCUGUUUCUUACAUUUUUUCUUGGUAUAUAUAUAGUAUAUUAAUUAUUUGUUCAGUGACAUAUCUACCCUGUAAAAUCAGUUGAGUUUUACCCUGUGAUGAGCCAUGGAUACCAGAAACAAUCCAUGGUUGGUGCUUGAAUGUGUUCUCUUCCUCUGUUUCUCUCUAAACUCUCAUGUGUCUUAUGGAGCUGAUACGAUCUCUGGUAACCAGUCUCUCUCCGGCGACCAAACUAUUGUCUCUGUCGGCGGCAUCUUCGAACUGGGUUUCUUCAGACCAGGUAACUCCUCAAAGUACUAUAUAGGCAUGUGGUAUAAGAAAAUAUCAGAGCAGACGAUAGUUUGGGUGGCAAACAGAGAAACACCUGUGUCUGAUAGAUUUUCUUCCGUUUUAAGAAUCUCGGAUGGUAAUUUGGUUCUUUUUAAUGAGUCCCAAGUGCCAAUUUGGUCAACCAAUGUGAACUCUACCGUUCAAGGUGGUAGAGAGGCGGUUUUGCUUGAUGAAGGAAAUCUGGUUUUGAGAGCUGGGUCUGAUUCUUCAAAACCCUUGUGGCAAAGCUUUGAUUAUCCCACUCAUACCUGGCUGCCUGGUGGUAAGAUUGGGUUGAACAAACGUAGUGGAGAAAAUCAGCUUCUUACUUCAUGGAAGAAUACUGAAGAUCCUGCAACAGGUCUUUUCUCUCUGGAGCUGGACCCAGAUGGAAGCAAUUCAUAUUUUAUAUUGUGGAAUAGAACCAAGCAGUAUUGGACUAGUGGAGCUUGGAAUGGAAGAAUCUUCAGCUUGGUUCCUGAAAUGAGAUCCAAUUAUAUCUAUAACUUCAGCUUUGUGACCAACGAGAAUGAGAGCUAUUUUACCUACUCUCUUUACGAUUCUUCGACCAUUUCUCGAUUUGUUAUGGACGUCUCAGGUCAAAUCAAGCAGCUUUCAUGGUUGGAGAGUACAAAGCAAUGGAACUUGUUCUGGUCUCAACCCAGGCAACAAUGUGAGGUCUAUGCUUUUUGUGGAUCAUUUGGCAGCUGCAGUGAGAAAUCUCCUCCUUUCUGUACUUGUUUGACUGGUUUCGAACCAAGAUCGAAGAAAGACUGGGACUUGGCAGAUUAUUCUGGUGGUUGUAAGAGGAAAACCAGUCUGCAAUGUUCAAAUGCUAGCCUUGCUAAUGGAAAAAGAGAUGGGUUUUUAGAAGAUGUCAACGUGGAUUUGCCUGAAGAUCCUCAAACUGUUGUAGCAGGAAGCCUUGAGCAAUGUGAAUCAACCUGCUUGAAUAACUGUUCUUGCGAAGCUUAUGCUUAUGAAGGCGGCCAGUGUUCGAUUUGGACUGGAGGUCUCUUGAAUUUGCAACAACUUGCAGAAAACAACAGUAAAGGAAGAACUCUCAACAUCAGGCUUGCAGCUUCAGAGUUAUCGAGUCAUAAAAAUAAUAGAAAAGUUGCGGUUAUUGCUGCUGUCGUUGGCUCUGUGGUGAUAGUAGCUAUUCUAAGUAUUUUAAUGUUGGUAUGCUUGAUGCGAAGAAGGUCAAGUAUGAAAACAGCGAAAGCAAUGGAGGGUUCGCUCACGGCCUUUGCAUUCAGAGAUUUACAAAGCGCAACCAAAAACUUCUCUGAGAAAUUGGGGGGAGGGGGUUUUGGUUCUGUCUUCAAAGGAACCUUACCUGAUUCUUCUGUCAUAGCUGUGAAGAAGCUUGAGAGCAUAAGCCAAGGUGAGAAGCAAUUCCGAACAGAAGUCAGCACAAUUGGGACAAUCCAACAUGUUAAUCUUGUUAGGCUGCGUGGAUUCUGCUCAGAAGGAACUAGAAAGUUGUUGGUCUAUGAUUAUAUGCCAAAUGGUUCUUUAGGUUUCCAUCUUUUCCGUGGAAAGGAUUCAAAAAUUUUGGACUGGAAAACAAGAUACCAAAUUGCACUGGGGACAGCCAGAGGUUUGGCUUAUCUACAUGAUAAGUGCAGAGACUGCAUCAUUCACUGUGAUAUAAAGCCAGAGAACAUUCUCCUAGAUGCUGAACUUUGUCCAAAAGUGGCUGAUUUUGGCUUGGCAAAGCUUGUUGGACGUGAGUUCAGCAGGGUCCUGACAACCAUGAGAGGGACAAGAGGGUAUCUUGCACCAGAGUGGAUCUCAGGAGUAGCUAUAACAGCGAAAGCUGAUGUCUACAGCUACGGUAUGACGCUUUUCGAGGUUGUAUCAGGGAGGAGAAACUCUGAGCAAUCCGAGGAUGAGAAAUCUAGCUUCUUCCCGACUUUGGCUGCUACCCUGAUAACACAAGGGGGUGAUGUCCUUUCUCUCUUAGACAGUAGGCUGAAUGGAGAUGCUGAUGCAGAAGAGCUUGAAAGAAUUUGUAAGGUAGCUUGUUGGUGCAUCCAAGACGACGAAAAUCACAGGCCAACUAUGAGUCAGGUAGUUCAGAUCCUAGAGGGGGUUUUGGUUGUUAACCUCCCUCCAGUUCCCAUGUCUCUGCAAGCGUUUCUAUACAACGAGGAGCAUAUCGUCUUCUUCACUGAGUCAUCCUCCAACCAGACUUCACAGGGAACAGCUAAUUCUUCAACUACCCAGUCUAAGAGCAGUAAUACGUAAUCAAGAAGUUCAUCAAUCAGGGAGAAGCCUAAGCAAAACUAGCUCUAUACCAAUUUGGUCGUCCGUAUAUGUAUAUAUGUUUUUGCAAUUCUUCAAGUGAGGGUAUAAAGUUCUACGAAACUCGCUUGCUUGUGUCCAGGUAGCAUGUUUUAUUUAUAUGUCAAAAGGAUCUUUAAUUUCAUUUUUGAGAUCAUACGUCUUUAUUCUGUUUGUUUCCCCUUAUGCUUAUUCAGUUUAACAAUAUAUAUUAAUAUAUAGUAUGACUUGAUUAAAUCGUUAUGAUCA